This is a messenger RNA of Coniosporium apollinis CBS 100218, 444 nucleotides long. RefSeq lists its product as uncharacterized. The transcript has a single exon. NCBI's taxonomy places the organism in Eukaryota, Fungi, Ascomycota, Dothideomycetes. The record is from RefSeq and is a predicted model, not a curated record. Bases 1 to 444 code for a protein of 147 amino acids. Gene Ontology annotation, molecular function: peroxiredoxin activity.
AUGCCCACCCCCGAAGAGGUCGAGAAAGCGCACAAAGUCCUCUACGAGCAAGGCCUCCAGAUCCGCUAUGAAGUAGCCGGAAAAGCCUACGUUGACCGGGCCCUCGCCAAUGGCUCCUCCGACUUCGCGCGGCCGAUGCAAGAGCUGGUGACUGAAGGAGCCUGGGGUUCAGUAUGGUCGCGACCGGGACUAGAGCGCAAGCAGCGGAGUCUGCUCAACAUCGCCAUGCUGUGUGCCUUGAAUCGAUCGACGGAGCUGGGCGUGCAUGUGAGAGGGGCUGUGAACAAUGGCGCGAGCGAGGUCGAAAUUAGGGAGACGAUAAUACAGGCGGCAUUUUACUGUGGGAUGCCGGCGGGGAUGGAGGGAUUCAAGGUCGCUGAGAGGGUUAUUAAAGAGAUGAAGGAGGAGAAGACGGAGAAGGAAGAUGGGAAGCAAGACAGCUAA